Aspergillus sclerotioniger CBS 115572 is the source of this 920-nucleotide messenger RNA. RefSeq lists its product as uncharacterized. The transcript has a single exon. NCBI's taxonomy places the organism in Eukaryota, Fungi, Ascomycota, Eurotiomycetes, Eurotiales, Aspergillaceae. Gene Ontology annotation, biological process: mycotoxin biosynthetic process. The record is from RefSeq and is a predicted model, not a curated record. The coding region runs from base 219 to 698 and encodes 159 amino acids.
UGGAACUUGGAAGCGAUACGGAUAAUAACCUAGGUAGGUAUAACUCUAAAUCUCAACACCCAGAAAUAAUAAACGCAGCUCAACCAUGGAUCCCAUAAUCAUCAUUAUACACCCAAUCCGGCAACAAUAAAGAGCCACACCUCAAUAAAAGAAAACAUCACUGCAACAUCCAUACCACGCUUGCAACCAAGCAAGCAAGCAACCAGCAAUGUCAUGAAAUGUCCAAGACAUCCCAACUCUCCACCCCCUGUCUCAUCUCCCUAGCCUUCACCACUCUCUUCCUUAUAACUAUCACCAUUCUCUCCUUCACACCUCCCGACAUCCUCCCACGUAUUCUCCCUCCCAUCUGUCCUGCACAACCCCCCGACCAAGCCCAACAAACCCACGGCCGGAUAUUCACCGAGCGCCCCGAACUCGAACGCAUCAACGCCGACUCCGACUCCGACGAAGUCCAAACAUGGGAAUCUCUUCUCAUCCCACCCAGCGGCGGGGGCAUCCACUCCCACACAGUCCCUGACAGUAUCCAUCUCAACCAUAGCCGGGAGGGAAAGAUCCUCAGCUGGGGCAUCUCCAUGUUCCAUCAACUGCACUGUCUGGUUGCGCUCCGCGCACUUGUCUUCCCCGAAACAUCGGAGAGUAAGAUCAACUCAACGAGCGGGGCGCAUACGGGCAAUAUGGCGCAUGAUCGGGGCCAUUAGGCGCAUUGCUUCGACUAUAUAGCCCAGGUUAGUAUAGGCCACUCCAUUCGUGUCUGUAUUUUGUAUCUGAGACUGAUCAUGGCAGGGCAUUCUCUGUGCCGCGGAUGAUACGAUCGAACCGCCCCGGAAAGCGGUUGAUCGGGAUGGCAAGACGAUUUUUGAUAUCGAUGGGGUGGGCGCGAUGCAUCAGUGUCGGGGUGCGAGGGUGCUGUGGGAGACGUC